AUGGAAGAUAUAUUUCAGUGGUGUAGAGAAGGAAAUGCACUACAGGUGCGAGUUUGGCUGGACGACACCGAACAUGACAUGAAUCAGGGUGAUGAUCAUGGCUUUAGUCCUCUCCACUGGGCAUGUAAGGAAGGUCACCUCAAGAUUGUGGAGAUGCUUAUUCGCCGCGGGGCCAGGAUUAAUGUGACGAAUAUGGGGGAUGAUACCCCACUACAUUUGGCAGCAGCACAUGGCCACAGACCUAUUGUUCAGUUGCUGCUACAAAACCGCGUUGAUGUGAACUUCACAAACGAGCAUGGUAACUCGCCCCUCCACUACGCCUGUUUCUGGGGUUACAGCGCCAUUGCUGAAGACCUGCUGUUGGCCGGAGCACUUGUGUCACUUGCCAACAAAGAUGGCGAUACUCCACUUGAUAAGACUAGAGGACAGUUAGUGCAGAGACUACAUGAAAUUGCGACGCAGCAAGGUCAAGACCUGAAGAAGAUUCAGUUUAAAGACCAGUCUUGGUUAGGUUUGAAGACGCGAAGCAGAGAUGCUACUCUGUCCAGACACAAAGGCAUCAACAUCAAUGAGCUAUCUCUACACACUAGGAUUGCUGUGACACCUUCAGGUGAAACCUGGCGUGGUCGUUGGCAGAAAAACGAUAUUGUCGCGAAGAUCCUGGCAGUUCGUGAAUGCACCCCGCGUAUACAGCGCGACUUCAAUGAGGAGUUUCCCAAACUCAGGAUAUUUUCUCACCCUAACAUUCUACCUGUUGUUGGUUGCUGCGUUUCUCCACCAUCUCUGGUGGUGAUAUCACAGUACAUGUCGUGGGGCUCCCUCCACUCCCUCUUGCACGGUGGGGGAGCGGGAGGGGCAGGAGGGUCCCUGGUGCUGGACGCUCACGCCGCGAUAAGGCUGGCGCACGAUGUAGCCUUGGCUAUGAGGUACCUCCACAGUCUGCAGAAAGACAAGAUAUUGCCCACCUACAAUUUGAAUAGCAAGCAUAUUAUGAUCGACGAGGACCUGACGGCGCGCGUGAACAUGGCGGACGCGAGGUUCUCGUUCCAGUCGCGCGGGCGGCUGUACGCGCCGGCCUGGCUCGCGCCCGAGGCGCUGCUCAAGGCGCCGGCGCAGCGCAACCUGGAGGCCGCCGACAUGUGGAGCUUCGCCAUCCUGCUGUGGGAGCUCGCCACCAGAGAGGUGCCAUUCGCGGACUUAUCUCCCAUGGAGUGCGGUAUGAAAAUAGCCCUGGAAGGUCUCCGCGUGACGAUCCCGCCGGGCAUCUCGCCCCACAUCGCCAAACUGAUCAAGAUCUGCAUGAACGAAGACCCCGGCAAACGACCCACCUUCGAGAUGAUAAUACCCAUACUCGAGAAAAUGAAACGCUGA
Molecule: messenger RNA, 1371 nt
Organism: Arctia plantaginis
Lineage: Eukaryota; Metazoa; Arthropoda; Insecta; Lepidoptera; Erebidae
Source: the annotation of a GenBank genome assembly